Molecule: messenger RNA, 1119 nt
Organism: Ilyonectria robusta
Lineage: Eukaryota; Fungi; Ascomycota; Sordariomycetes; Hypocreales; Nectriaceae
Exons: 3
Coding region: 1-1119 (372 amino acids)
Cellular component (GO): cytoplasm
Molecular function (GO): flavin adenine dinucleotide binding; electron-transferring-flavoprotein dehydrogenase activity
Source: RefSeq, a predicted model, not a curated record
AUGGGGAAAACAGUCGUCGUGUUGGGCGGCUCCCUCGGCGGUCUGGCCGUCACACAUCGCUUACUCAAGUAUACCCAACCACAUGAGGAGGACUUGAAAGUCAUUCUUGUCUCAAAGAACAGUCACUUUUACUGGAACCUUGCCUCCGUUAGGGCGAUCGUGCCCAACCUGAUCAAGGACGACCAGAUCAUUGCCCCGAUCCGGCCCGGUCUAUCGCAAUACCCUGCCGGAAGUGUUGAAUUCAUCAUCGGCGCCGCUAUGGCUGUUGAUGUCGCAUCCCGUACCGUGCAGGUCGACACUGGCGCCGACGGGUUGUGCGUGCUCACCUACGACCACCUCGUUCUUGCAACCGGCGCCAACGCCGCAGACACAGACCUCCCAUGGAAGGCCUGCGGCUCACACGAUGAACUAGUAGCCAACCUCCAUCGCACAGCCGAACAGGUUGGUGCUGCAAAGCACAUCGUCAUCGCCGGCGCGGGAGCAACAGGCGUUGAGGUGGCAGGAGAAAUCCGCUUCGCAUUCCCCUCCACAACCGUCAUCCUCGUGUCCUCGGGUUCAAGCCUCGUCGGCGGGGACUCCAUCGCGUCAAACGCAGAGCGAGAACUCCGACGCCUGGGUGUCGAGAUUCGAAAGGGAGUACGAGCGGAAGAGGCAACGCCGACGCCCGAUGGCAAGACCCGGGUAGUGUUGUCGGACGGCGAAGAGUUAACGACGGAAUUGUACCUGCCGACUAUGGGGCUGGUGCCGAAUACUGACUUCUUGCCGUCCGAGUGGCUGAAUGAGCAUCGUUAUGUGGACGUAGACGAUGAGAUGCGCGUGAAAGGCGCGGAAAAUGUGUGGGCUGUUGGCGAUGUCAUCUCGAAGCCGCGGGCGAGUGUGAUAUGGACUGAAGCACAGGCGGCCGGUGUGGCAAACAACAUCGACCUCAUGUUCAAAGGCGAGCCUCUUGAGUAUGUCAAGGGCCCAGCAGUGGACGCUUUCCUUUGCUCGAUAGGCCGAUCACGCGGAGCCGGUCGACUCGGCCCUGUACCUGUCCCAUCCCUUGCGGUAUGGGCCAUCAAGGGCCGCACGUUGGGUAUGGAACGUACAUCCAAGUACGUGGACGGGAGCAUGUGGUGA